Molecule: messenger RNA, 577 nt
Organism: Malus domestica (apple)
Lineage: Eukaryota; Viridiplantae; Streptophyta; Magnoliopsida; Rosales; Rosaceae
Source: RefSeq, a predicted model, not a curated record
UAUCCAUAUCAAUCUCUCUGCCAUAUUGUUUUGAACUUGUAUUUUGGCUUUUCUCAGCUGUUCCUGGCUAAUCAGGAGAAGUUUCAUGCUGAGGUAGACAAGAACUACUGGAAGGCAAUUGCGGACCUCAUCCCCAAUGAGGUGCCAGCAAUAGAGAAGAAGAGAGGGAAGAAGGAUACGGAAAAGAAGCCAUCCAUUCUUGUUCUCCAAGGUCCAAAGCCUGGAAAACCAACCGAGCUUUCGAGGAUGAGGCAGAUACUUUUAAAAUUGAAGCAUAAUACACCUCCCCACCUUAAGCCUUCACCUCCAGCCCCAGCUCCCACCAAGGAAGCAAAACCGAGUACUUCUGCUCCCCCCAAGGCUGCAGUUGUGGCGGCUACCCCCAAGGCUGUAGUUGCUGUUUCGUAAUUUGCCUGGCGUUCUUUGUGAGGCGUAGUUCGUAGAAAACAAGUAUUUCCAUUACAACAUUGUGGAGUUUUUCUUGUUUGGUUGAACAUUUUCUGAUGGGUAUAUUCCGUUCUUAGAUUUUCUUGUUUCCAUUGGCGAUGGAUUUCUCGGUGGAUUGUUGUCUCCUUGA